AUGAUUUUACGUCGGUGGUACACCGUGUCUAAACGACUUGCGUCUACUAGCGUACCUGCUCGGAGCGCUAUUAAUGUCGCAGAAGAAAAGAUAUCGCGCUUGCCAAAUGGGUUGACAGUUGCUUCUGUGGAUCUUGGUGGUCCAGUUGCUCAGCUGCUAGUGGCUUAUCGAGCGGGAACUCGGUAUGAAAUGUCUGAUGAAGCAGGUUUGGUCCAUCACGUUCGAAAUUGCAUUGGAGGUGAUUCUCAAAGAUAUUAUGGCGCACAGCUACUUUGGCAGUGCGGUUCUGCGGGUGCUAAUGUGAAUGGGAUGAUGACACGCGAUUUGCUUGCAGUGCAGAUGUCAGUGAUUAGAGAUCGUGCGCCAGUAGGAUUAUCUUUAUUAGGAGAACUGGCUCAACCAGCAUUUAAACCAUGGGAUGUUGAAGACUUCAAAGAAACACUGAGGAUCGAUCGCAAUUAUCUUAAAGCGUACGAUGUGCUUGUGGAGGAUUUACAUGAUGCGGCGUUUCGGAACGGUUCUCUUGGAAAUUAUUUAUAUGCGAAGGAGGAAAGUAUUGGCAAAUUCAAUCAUCGCAAAAUGGAAAAAUUUGCAGCUUCGCAAAUGGUGACUGGGAACGCUGUGCUUGUAGGAGUGAACAUUCCGCAUGAUCAAAUAUUAGAUUAUGCUAGCAGUCAAUUCACGUUGCCUGAAGGGAGUUCAAUUUCACCAAAACCAUCUCCAUAUUAUGGCGGAGAGAAACGUCAUAAACUUUUAAUGAAGGAAGCUCACGUUGCUGUUGCUGGUAGAGGAGCUUCUUUGAAAAGUCUCAAGAGUUUAGCCGUACAAGCAAUUCUGAGCGCUGCUAUUGGUCAGGGCACUGCAGCAAAAUAUGCUCCAGGUAUUGGACAAGGCGCAGUAGCAAAGGCUGUCUUUAAAGCUUCAAGCGGUUAUCCGUUCGGAAUUUCUGCCAUAUCAGAAGUAUAUGCAGAUGAAGGGCUUGUUGGUAUGUAUAUCGUUUCCGAAGCAGAUCACAUCGGCCCCCUUUGUAAUGCAGCAAUAAAAGCCUUAAAAUCCUUCACAAUCGAUGACUCUGCGUUCGAAGCAGCAAAGAAUAUAGCUGCGAUGAACAUUCUAAGUCGAGCCGAGUCAACUGAAAAUGUGGCACUAGAUCGUGCUGCGCAGAUUCUUGCAACUGGUAAAGCAGAGACUGUUUCUAAUUUAUUGCAAGAGAUAGCCUCUAUCGGCAAGGCCGACAUUACAAAGGCAGCGGAACAAAUGAAAUCGAAAUUAACGCUUGCUUCUUAUGGAAAUAUUUAUCAAGUGCCCUACCUCGAUCAAUUAUGA
Cercopithifilaria johnstoni is the source of this 1326-nucleotide messenger RNA. The record is from the annotation of a GenBank genome assembly. Lineage: Eukaryota; Metazoa; Nematoda; Chromadorea; Rhabditida; Onchocercidae.